CCCGCCAGCCUCCCAGUGCACCCGCAGCCUUCCCGGCUACCUCCCUGAGGGCUCCCUUCUGGCCACCAGUGCCCAUUUUUUAUCCCCGAGAUAAGAGAUAUUUUGCGCACACACAUACACACACGCGCAAAAAGGAAAAAAAAAAAGCCCACCCUCCAACCUCGUUGCAAAGAGAAAGCCGGAGCAGCCGCAGCUUGCAGAACGCAGAGGACGCCCGGUGCGGCGAACCCGCGGGCAGACGGACCGAAGGACUCACGCCGCCUCCACCUGUCGGCCGAGCGCGCAACCGUGCCCGCCGACCGGGCCCUGAGCCAGGGCGCACACGCUCCCGCCCCCCGCCCAGCCCAGGCGGGAGUUUACACCUCUCCCCGCCCGGGUGCUCGGGCCGCUGCUGUAAAGCCAACUUUGGAAAAAGUUUUUGGGGGGUGAUUUGAGCCUUGAGGUGCUCAGCCCUGUGCUUCGCGAUUUGGGGGGACCUUUCCAGAAAAUGUUGCAAAAAAGCUAAGCCGGCGGGCAGAGGAAAACGCCUUUAGCCAGAGAGUGAAGACGAAACAUCGACUGCUGUGUUCCUUUUCCUCUUGGAGGUUGGAGUCCCCUGGGCGCCCCCACACGGCUAGACGCCUCGGCUGGUUCGUUACGCAGCCCCCCGGCCGUGGAUGCUCACUCGGGCUUGGGAUCCGCCCAGGUAGCGGCCUCGGACCCAGGUCCCCGCACCCAGGUCCUCCCCAGUCCCCCAGCUACGGAGCCGGGGCCGGGGGCGGCGUCGCCCGGGGGCCAUGCCGGUGAGCAACGGCUGCAGCGGCCUGAGCGCCUGAUCGCCGCGGACCCGAGCCGAGCCCACCCCCCCUCCCCAGCCCCCAACCCUGGCCGCGGGGGCGGCGCGCUCGGUCUACGCGUCCUGGGCCCCGUGGGGCCGGGCCCGGAGUCGGCAUGAAUUGCUGCUGGGCGCUCUUCCUGUCUCUCUGCUACCUGCGUCUGGUCAGCGCUGAGGGGGACCCCAUUCCGGAGGAGCUCUAUGAGAUGCUGAGUGACCACUCGAUCCGCUCCUUUGAUGACCUCCAGCGCCUGCUGCACAGAGACUCCGUAGAUGAAGAUGGGUCUGAGUUGGACCUGAACAUGACCCGGUCCCAUUCUGGAGGCGAGCAGGAGAGCUUGGCUCGUGGGAGAAGGAGCUUGGGUUCCCUGACUGUUGCUGAACCGGCUAUGAUUGCAGAGUGCAAGACGCGCACCGAGGUGUUCGAGAUCUCCCGGCGCCUCGUGGACCCCACCAAUGCCAACUUCCUGGUGUGGCCGCCCUGCGUGGAGGUGCAGCGCUGCUCCGGCUGCUGCAACAACCGCAAUGUUCAGUGCCGCCCCAUCCAGGUGCAGCUGCGGCCUGUCCAGGUGAGAAAGAUCGAGAUUGUGCGGAAGCAGCCGAUCUUUAAGAAGGCCACGGUGACUCUGGAGGACCACCUGGCAUGCAAGUGUGAGACAGUGACAGCUGUACGGCCUAUAACCAGAAGCUCGGGUGGUUCCCAGGAGCAACGAGCCAAGAUGCCCCAAACACGGGUGACUAUUCGGACGGUGCGAGUCCGCAGGCCUCCCAAGGGGAAGCACCGGAAAUUCAAGCAUACGCAUGACAAGAAGGCACUGAAGGAGACCCUUGGAGCCUAGGGGCAUCGGCAAGAGAGUGUGGGCAGGGUUAUUUAAUAUGGUAUUUGCUGUAUUGCCCCCAUGGGGUCCUUGGAGUGAUAAUAUUGUUCCCCUCGUCCGUCUGUCUCGAUGCUGAUUCGGACGGCCAAUGGUGCUUCCCCUACCCUGCCACGUGUCCGUCCACCCCUCCAUCUGCGGGUCUCCCCCCAGCGGCUUCCAGAGUCUUGCCCAGCAGUUCAAGAA
Molecule: messenger RNA, 1875 nt
Organism: Otolemur garnettii (small-eared galago)
Lineage: Eukaryota; Metazoa; Chordata; Mammalia; Primates; Galagidae
Gene: PDGFB
Product: platelet derived growth factor subunit B
Exons: 7
Coding region: 931-1653 (240 amino acids)
Biological process (GO): positive regulation of cell population proliferation; positive regulation of protein autophosphorylation; positive regulation of MAP kinase activity
Cellular component (GO): membrane
Molecular function (GO): growth factor activity; platelet-derived growth factor receptor binding
Source: RefSeq, a predicted model, not a curated record